Wasmannia auropunctata (little fire ant) is the source of this 2457-nucleotide messenger RNA. It is a transcript of the gene Mccc1, whose product is annotated as methylcrotonoyl-CoA carboxylase subunit alpha, mitochondrial. Gene Ontology annotation, cellular component: mitochondrion. The record is from RefSeq and is a predicted model, not a curated record. Bases 231 to 2354 code for a protein of 707 amino acids. Gene Ontology annotation, molecular function: ATP binding; metal ion binding; methylcrotonoyl-CoA carboxylase activity. NCBI's taxonomy places the organism in Eukaryota, Metazoa, Arthropoda, Insecta, Hymenoptera, Formicidae. The transcript is spliced from 10 exons.
UUAUUAAUUAUAAUACAGGGAUCGACACGUGUCAAGUCACAAAUGGCCGUCAUAACUCAUAGGUUAUAGUUGACUGAUAAUUAGAAUAAUCACGUGUUCACGCAUGUGUCCGUUUAUUACGGCUGUGCAAGCAGGAUGGAAAGGGAAGAUAAAGCAACUUGGAAUACAUAACAUUUACCACGCUGCCACAUGUUAAGUUAUUCAUUUCGUCGAAUUGGAGCGCACGAAUCAUGUAUCAUUUUGGAAAGUUCAAAUCGGCGUUUCACCGGAGUCUGCUGAUCCCGCACGCUCGGGCUUCCCACCAGUCGGCCUCGCAGAUCGACAGGAUCAGCAAGAUUCUGAUAGCCAACCGGGGUGAGAUAGCAUGUCGUAUAACGAAAACCGCCAAGAAGCUCGGCGUGAGGACCGUGGCCGUCUACAGCGAGGCUGACAGGAACUCCAUGCACGUGGAGCAGGCCGACGAGGCCUACUGCAUCGGUCCGGCGCAAUCCAGCCAGAGUUACCUGCGACAGGACAAGAUCAUAUCGGUGGCCAAGCGGGCGAAGUGCCAGGCCGUACAUCCGGGGUACGGGUUCCUCUCGGAGAACACAGAAUUCGCGGAGUUGUGCCAGAAGGAGAACAUCAUAUUCAUCGGUCCGCCAGCCAACGCCAUAAGAGACAUGGGUAUAAAGAACACGUCGAAGGCCAUCAUGACGAGUGCCGGAGUUCCUGUCAUAGAGGGAUACCACGGUGAGGAUCAGACGAACGAAACGCUGUUGGCGGAGGCCAAGAAGAUUGGCUUUCCGUUGAUGAUCAAGGCCGUGCGCGGCGGCGGCGGGAAGGGCAUGAGGAUCGCGCGGAGGGAGUCGGAUUUCGUCGAGGCGCUGGAAUCCGCGAGAACCGAGUCCGAGAAGGCGUUCGGCGACACGGCGGUGCUCCUGGAGAAAUACGUCGUCGAGCCCAGGCACGUGGAGGUGCAGAUUUUCGCUGACAAACACGGGAACGCCGUUUAUCUGUUCGAGAGAGAUUGCUCCGUGCAGAGGAGGCAUCAGAAAGUGAUCGAGGAAGCGCCCGCCCCUGGCAUCUCCCAGCGGCUGAGGCAAGAAUUGGGCGAGGCGGCUGUGCGUGCCGCUAAGGCUGUGGGAUACGUGGGCGCCGGGACGGUGGAAUUCAUACUGGACCGGAAUGAUCACAGUUUUCACUUUAUGGAGAUGAACACGCGCCUCCAGGUGGAGCAUCCGGUCACCGAGGCGAUCACCGGCCUGGAUCUGGUCGAGUGGCAAUUGAGAGUCGCGAGUGGCGAGAAACUCCCGCUCAGGCAAGAGCAGAUCAAUCUCAACGGUCAUGCGUUCGAGGCGAGAAUCUAUGCUGAGAAUCCAAGGAAUGGUUUCUUGCCAGGAGCCGGUCAGCUCUUGUACUUGAAGCCUCCGGAGGCAACGGACAACGUCAGAGUUGAGACCGGAGUGCGGCAGAACGACGAGGUGUCUGUACAUUACGACCCGAUGAUAGCGAAAUUGGUGGUCUGGGGAAAGGACAGGAGCGAAGCUCUCAAUGUACUUGUAUCAAAGCUCAGUGAUUACAACAUAGCUGGCUUGGACACGAACAUAGAAUUUAUUAAGGAUCUCUGUGCGCAUCCCAAAUUUCAAAGAGGCGAGGUACACACGGGAUUUAUCGAGGAGAACUUCGAACAACUGUUCUCUGAAUUGCGCACGUCCAGUGGAGUAUUGAUACAGGGCACCCUCGCCUCGAUACUGCACGAGGACAUGGAGUCGUUACGCGCGUCCUUAGAAACGAAGGAUCCUCUUACUCCGUUCGCCGUGGAAACCGGACUCAGACUAAAUCACGUGCUGAACCGUACGUUUCGUUUCGACGUUGGAAAGGAGAGCAACACGGUGGAGGUGAGGUACACCGAGCCGGAUGUGUAUCUGAUGAGGGUCAACGGAUUGGGACCCUGGAGGAGAGUGACUGGAACGUUGAAGAGGACGGACGGUGCUUUAGAAUUGUUCGCGGAGAUCGACGGGGUUGUCGCCAAGGCGCGAACGGUGAAACUUGAUAAUAAGUUACACAUAUUCACCAAGGAUCGUGAGUGGCAGCUGGUCGUUCCCACUCCCAAGUUCGUGACCGCGAUUACGAGCCAGGCGGAGCAGAAUCCGUACACGGCUCUGAGCCCGAUGCCUGGACUAGUCGACAAGAUCUUCGUCAGCAAGGGCGACACUGUAAAGAAGGGCGAUUCGCUGCUCGUUAUUGUCGCUAUGAAAAUGGAGCACAUUAUUAAGGCGUCCAUAGACGGAACGGUUGAGGACGUGCUGUGUUCUACAGGCGAUAACGUUGCCAAACAUAAGCUUCUCGUGAAAUUGGCCAAAGCCGCAACGUAAUGUGAUAUACAUAAGAGAAAGCGCUGACUGAAAGAUACUGAGAGACAGAGAGAUGCAGAAGUUAUAAUUCUUAAAUGAUUAUUGUAGAAAGGUAUAUUGUUAA